AGAGAAGAUAAACAAGAUGGAGAGAAAGAACAACGCUCAGAUAUUGAUGAUGACACAGGGAGCAGAAGUUCAACAAUUCUGGGAGCUCCUUGGUGGUUUUGAUGUUGAUUUCGUACCAACAAAUUGUGUUGAUGAAGAAUUCACACCAGAGAAGCCAAAACUGUACCAAGUCGGACUUGGAAUGGGGUACCUUGAACUUCCACAAGUUGAAUUGCCAAGAAACAAGUUGAAACAGUCCUGUUUGGAAACCAAGAAUGUAUAUAUACUUGACUGUGGAGCUGAUAUAUUUAUCUGGAUUGGUCGGAAGUCAAGUCGUCUUGUAAGGGCUGCUGCCCUGAAGCUGGCGCAGGAGUUGUGCAGCAUGAUUUCUAGGUCUGUCGUUGCCAUGGUUGUCCGUGUCCUUGAAGGGUAAGUGUUUGUUAUUCUCCUGAUUCUGCUCUCAACAAAACC
Anneissia japonica is the source of this 450-nucleotide messenger RNA. RefSeq names its product protein flightless-1 homolog. The transcript has 4 exons. The coding region runs from base 17 to 412 and encodes 131 amino acids. The record is from RefSeq and is a predicted model, not a curated record. Gene Ontology annotation, biological process: actin filament severing; myofibril assembly; actin polymerization or depolymerization. NCBI's taxonomy places the organism in Eukaryota, Metazoa, Echinodermata, Crinoidea, Comatulida, Comatulidae. Gene Ontology annotation, molecular function: phosphatidylinositol-4,5-bisphosphate binding; actin filament binding. Gene Ontology annotation, cellular component: nucleus; actin cytoskeleton; cytoplasm.